AGCAGCCCACUCAACUUCAGAGGGAUGAUUGAAAAGAUUACAGGGAAAAAUGUCCUCAUCUAUUUCAAUGGAUACGGAUGCUACUGUGGAAAGGACGGGAAGGGGAAACCAAGGGAUGAAAUAGACAUGUGCUGCUUCAACCACAGUUGCUGUUAUGAUAGGUUAGAUUUCGAUAAGUGCCACCCACUGAUAGAGCACUACAACUUUCUGAUUGUGAAUGAUGAUGUCCGCUGUGAGAACGAGGAGAAAUCCAGGUGCCCCACAUGGGUGUGUGAAUGUGACCGGGAAGCCAGCCUUUGCUUCAGGAGAAAAGCCAAGACCUACAACAAGUUUUUCCAUCAUUAUCCUGCCGUCUUGUGCACAGAGGCCACCCCCAAAUGUCCAGCUGAUUUAGGCUUGCGAACGGGUAUAUCGGGAGGCGACGGAGAGAUUCUCUUCUGGGGAGGGGCGGAUAUGGAGAGUCCUCCAGAGAAACCUUUAAAAGCAACGAGAGGGGAUUGCCAGAAAGGCUUUCGUUGCCUGGGCAACGGGGAGCCAGCCCGGGGGGGGCGUCACGGGGAGGAGGGGUCGUUGCCAUGGGACACGGGAGGGAAGCAGAGGAUAGAGUUGGUGGGUCUCUGGAUAGUUUUCGUUGUGGGGUUGUAA
Messenger RNA from Sphaerodactylus townsendi, 645 nucleotides. RefSeq names its product basic phospholipase A2-like. Lineage: Eukaryota; Metazoa; Chordata; Lepidosauria; Squamata; Sphaerodactylidae. The record is from RefSeq and is a predicted model, not a curated record. Gene Ontology annotation, biological process: negative regulation of T cell proliferation; arachidonate secretion; phospholipid metabolic process. Bases 25 to 645 code for a protein of 206 amino acids. Gene Ontology annotation, molecular function: calcium ion binding; phospholipid binding. The transcript is spliced from 4 exons.